Molecule: messenger RNA, 966 nt
Organism: Saccharomyces kudriavzevii IFO 1802
Lineage: Eukaryota; Fungi; Ascomycota; Saccharomycetes; Saccharomycetales; Saccharomycetaceae
Gene: SED1
Product: Sed1p
Exons: 1
Coding region: 1-966 (321 amino acids)
Biological process (GO): fungal-type cell wall organization
Cellular component (GO): fungal-type cell wall
Molecular function (GO): structural constituent of cell wall
Source: RefSeq, a predicted model, not a curated record
AUGAAAUUCUCUACUGUCCUAUUAUCUGCCGGUUUGGCCUCGACCACUCUGGCCCAAUUUUCUAACAGCACCGCUGCUUCUUCCACCGAUGUCAGCUCCUCUUCAACUUCCUCCAGCUCAGUGAUCAUCACAUCCUCUGAAGCUCCAGAAUCUGAUAACGGUACCAGCACAGUUGCUCCAACUGAAGCUCCAACUGAAGCUCCAACCACUGCCCUUCCAACCAACGGCACUUCCACCGAGGCUCCUACUGAAGCCCCAACCACUGCUCUUCCAACAAACGGCACUUCCACUGAAGCUCCUACUGAGGCUCCAACCACUGCUCUUCCAACUAACGGUACCACCUCAGCUUUCCCACCAACUACAUCUCUACCACCAAGCAACACAACUACUAUCCCUCCUUACAACCCAUCUACUGAACUCACCACCGAGUACACUGUGGUCACUGAAUACACUACCUACUGCCCAGAACCAACCACUUUCACCACGAAUGGUAAGACCUACACAGUCACUGAGCCAACCACAUUGACCAUCACUGACUGUCCAUGUACUAUUGAAAAGCCAACCACCACAUCGACCACCGAGUACACUGUGGUCACUGAAUACACCACCUACUGCCCAGAACCAACCACUUUCACCACGAAUGGUAAGACCUACACAGUCACCGAGCCAACUACAUUGACCAUCACUGACUGCCCAUGUACUAUUGAAAAGAGUGAAGCUCCAGAACCUUCUAUCACCGUUACCGAAUCAAAGGGCGCUACUACCGAACCAUCCACUGCUAAGCCAUCUACUGCCAAACCAUCUACCGGUAAGCCAUCUACUGCUCAGCCAAGUGUAACUGUCUCCACGGUUGCCCCAGUUUCACCAUCUGCCUCUUCUCACUCCAUCGUCAUCAACAGCAACGGUGCUAACGUCGUCGUUCCAGGUGCCUUGGGUCUUGCCGGUGUUGCUAUGUUGUUCUUAUAA